GUCCCGACAGACAAACAGACAGACAGACCGUCAGACAGUCAGUCAGUUUUAGUCACGUGACCAAACAUCAUCAGCUGAAGAAACUCAAGUCAUGGCUGAUCAGGAAUCGCUCAUUUCUCAGUUUGCGGCAAUUUCUGGCGCCGACAAUGAACGUGCCAAGUUUUAUUUGGAGUCCGCUGCUUGGAAUUUGGAGUCAGCGCUUGGGAGUUUUUAUGAAGAGGGUGAAGAAAGUCCUACAGAACCACUAGGUGUUAGACCAGAGGCAGAAGGUGCUCCAAACACACCACAGCAGCCAUCUGCACAAACUACUCCACAAGCAAGAAUCAAUAUGAUAGGACAAGAAAGUGACAGUAGUGAGGAUGAAAGUGGUCAGGCCUUUUAUGCAGGUGGCUCCACACAUUCUGGUCAGCAAGUUUUAGGGCCUCCAAAAAAGAAAUCAGAUAUGGUGGCCAAACUCUUCAAAUCUGCCAAAGAGCAUGGAGCUGAAGUAGUUGAAGGAAGUAAGGAUGGGAAGAAAUCUAAGAAGUUUAAUUAUUCUGGUACUGGUUAUCGCCUUGGAGAGACCAAUGAUGAUACACAGGGUAUAGGAAGAGGGCGGGAGGAGCAUGACGUCGCUAAUUUGGAGAGUGUGAUUUUGACAAAAGCAAUCAUCCCAGCAGCUGGAAAAGAGGAGGAGGAACCACGAGAUGUUUUACUAAAAAUGUGGCGCACAGGGUUCACCGUAGAUAAUGGACCUUUGCGUUCAUAUGAGGAUCCUAGCAAUGCAGAGUUCCUCAAUUCUAUUAGAAGAGGUGAAAUUCCUUUGGAACUAAUACGUGAAGCACGCGGAGGAGAGGUUUACAUCAAUAUGGCUGACCAUCGCCAUGAAGAUUAUGUCGCACCUAAAACUUCUUUGAGACCAUUUACUGGCUCAGGUCAUUCAUUAGGAAGUCCUGCACCCAAUGUUGUUGGCCAGGUUUCACAUCUAUCUGGGGCUGUAGGGGGAGCAAGUAAGACCAGUGCUGUUUCUGCGGCUUCAUUGGACCCAAAAGCAGCAGAAAAGAAAGCUCAGGAUGAUUUAAAAAUUGAUUCACAACAGCCAACUACAAAUAUUCAGGUACGCUUACCAGAUGGGUCACGCCUCAUCAUAAAACUGAAUCACACUCAUGCUGUCAGUGACAUUCGACAGUAUAUAUCAACUGCCCGUCCGUCCUAUGAAACCACAGAAUUUGCCCUCAUGACAACAUUCCCGCAUGCAGAAGUAACUGAACUUUCUCAAACUGUAGCAGAAGCUAAACUUCUUAAUGCUGCGCUAGUCGUUAAACCAAAAUAGUAGAUCAUUAUUAAAGAGAUGGAUGUACACUUAUAUAAUGUACAUGAACUUGUUAUCAAAAAUGAAAAUGGACUGAUCGGGAUAUCAUUCUUAAUUGUGUUGAAGACAUGGCAUCGCUUUACUGGAAUUGUUUGAAGUCCUGCUAAGUGUCAUUGUAACUGAUCAUAUUAAUCAAUAUGGUGAAAUCUUAUAGGUUGAGAGCUUUAGGCACAAGAACUGUAGCGUUGUGUGAUAUUGGUCGCAGACCUCAUUAUAAUUUGUUCUUCAUGUUUUCUUUUUGCCAUGAUGUGAUUAUAAAAAGCUUUUUUUAGGUCAAUUUUUUAUUAAUGAGCAUAUAAAAUGUUUCUAUGAGCUUUAUGUAAGAAAUAUUAAUUUUGUGUUUAAUUUAUUAAAUUAUCCCACAAUUCAGAUAA
Macrobrachium nipponense is the source of this 1725-nucleotide messenger RNA. RefSeq names its product NSFL1 cofactor p47-like (gene p47). Gene Ontology annotation, cellular component: nucleus; cytosol. Bases 92 to 1312 code for a protein of 406 amino acids. The record is from RefSeq and is a predicted model, not a curated record. Gene Ontology annotation, molecular function: ubiquitin binding. Lineage: Eukaryota; Metazoa; Arthropoda; Malacostraca; Decapoda; Palaemonidae. Gene Ontology annotation, biological process: proteasome-mediated ubiquitin-dependent protein catabolic process; nuclear membrane reassembly; membrane fusion. The transcript is spliced from 9 exons.